AUGAAUGAUCAAAAAAAUAAUAUUUUCGCUUCGACCUGUUCUACUUACACGUCUGAUAUUGGCACUUCUAGCGGAAAUGCUUCGACUACCAAUACCUUCAUUAACUAUCUUAAGGAAUCUAAUGGACUUACUGAGUUUGAAACACUUAAUUAUAUUCUUGCUAGUGAUUUGCAUCCACCUCCAUUUAAAAUUGUUUAUAGAGCUGAUACCAUUGAAUCUAUUAGAAAGCUUUCGAUUAUAUUUGAAUCUAAUGGAAAGAAAACUCGAGUUAUAAUUUGGCCUAGUGGGAAGAUAAAUAUAAUGUCUGCAACUUCAUAUGAUGAUGCUUUCAAAAUCUAUAACUUCUUGGGUGAAAUUUUCGAAACUGAAGCUUCAAAUAUACUUGAAAUUGUUCCUACUCGUGAUCCUCCUCAGCCUAAAACUCCUGCAUAUUUCCCAGAUGAAAUAGCUUUAGCUCUUGGUCUCGUUUGA
This is a messenger RNA of Entrophospora candida, 471 nucleotides long. NCBI's taxonomy places the organism in Eukaryota, Fungi, Glomeromycota, Glomeromycetes, Entrophosporales, Entrophosporaceae. The record is from the annotation of a GenBank genome assembly.